AUGUCAAAGGUGGCAUUGGGUUGGUAUAGAAAACAUGUCACCGAGAAUCCCAAGUGCUUUACAAUGCCACUCGUGAAACUUGCAUGCACUGCAUUGGAAAGAGUUCCACUUACUCGACCCAAGAUCACUGAGAAAUUUAUGAAGAAAUUCCACCAGGAUUUGGUCUCCUGUCGAGCUCCAGCGGACAAUGAUCUUACCAAGAAGAUUUAUGAACGUCAAGUUGAGAAGAUCGACCCGUUGUUUAAAUGGUUGGAAUCGAAGUUUGGGUAUAAACCUGUUGUAUAUUCCGGUUUCCUUGGUGGUAAGCAGGAAGAAGCUCUGGUAACAGCCAUUGAAGGCCUGCUCAAAAGAGAUUGCGAACUAGUUGCUAUUGAUGCAAUUGCUGCAGCUGGUGCUCAUUCUUUAGUUAUAACCAUUGGAAUCUUUCGUGGUAGAUUGAAUACUGAGGAGGCCAUUGAGCUUAUUAGACUAAGAGAAGAUUUACAGGUAGACAACUGGGGUCUGGUUGACGGUGGACAUGACGUUGAUAUUGCAGAUCUUAAAGUUCAAGUUGCAUCUGCUGCUGUCUUGGAGUUUCUACAAGGAAAUGACUUCUGUUUUCAGGAGUUCAGGAGACCUAAUGCAAUUGAUGUGACUCCAAUAAACUAUGAACUUGUGUUUUAA
Coffea arabica (coffee) is the source of this 663-nucleotide messenger RNA. Lineage: Eukaryota; Viridiplantae; Streptophyta; Magnoliopsida; Gentianales; Rubiaceae. The record is from RefSeq and is a predicted model, not a curated record.